AUGUCAACACCAAAGACAAAGCAGGGAAAAGAAACGUACCUUUCUCCUCUGAUCGACAAGUUACUUUCCGUGCCGCUUACAUUCAAAGCUGCACAAUAUCCAGACACUGUGAACAUCAAACCGUCAUCCUACGUUACGUUCAAUACAUCUACGCCUAUACACCAGGAAAAAGAAGCACAAAUUGACAAUCCGCGUGAAAACAAAGGUAGUAUGACAAGGCCUAAAUCUGUUGCAGAGGCUGUUGCACAAUAUACAGGACGAAAGUUUUUAUCUAAGAGGGAGAGAAAGGAUGUUAAAAGAGACGCUAAACGAAAGAAGGAGGAGCAAAAGAAGGUGAUUGAAAGCAAGGAAGAGGAAGAAGAUGAUGAUUCAGAGAGCGACGAAGAUUUUCAAACUGCUGAUGAAGAUACAGAAGAGUCAGAAGAUGAAGAGAACAAUGGGAAUCUGAGUGGGGACUCCGAAGAAGAAGAAGAAGAAGAAGAAGAAGAUACGGACCGUUUGAAAAGUGACCUCAAGAAAGAUAUUUACGCAGAUAGUGACAGCGAUGACGAGAAUGAAGAGAUAGAGGGAAAGGAAAAAGAAGAAGAAGAGGAAGAAGAAGGUAAUUACAACGACGAUGCUGGCUUGAACGAUGAUGAAAUUCUCAAAUCUAAAGAGACCCCUCCUACAUCACCUGAAGAUGAUUUGGCAAAAAGCAUAUCACUACAGGCAAGAAUUCCUUCAGAUCAAUUUUAUGACCUCAACGAAGAGGACGAAGACCGAGGAUCAAACGGUUGCAAUCGGUUGUACAAGUCAUGGAGGGAAUUCAAAGAUCGUCCUCCAAGUGUAGGUCUCCUUAAUCAUGGUGUCACGUGCUACAUGAAUUCUGCAGUGCAAGCUAUGUGUCACAUUCCUGCAUUAAUGCAUUAUCUCGUUGAAGUUCAUUAUGAUAAGCACACUGAUGUAAUCAAACCAAACUCAGUGACGAGGGUUCUCGCUGACACCGUAUGCAAAAUGUGCCAAAUGGACAGAAAGGGUAAUCGAAAGGUUCUCUAUAUUAAUCCAAAGAAACUCAUUCGAAAGUUGAGCGACAUCAACUGCACGAUGUCGGAAUGGCAACAGGAGGAUUCCCAUGAAUAUUUUAUGUCUCUUAUGUCGAGAUUGCAAGAGGAAUCCACUCCUAAAGGCGUCAAGCUUAAUAAAAGCAUUAUCUACGAUAUCUUUGGAGGCCUUCUUAAUCAGACUGUGACUUGUCGAAACUGUGGCCACAUUUCUACAACCCAACAGGAGUUCUAUGAUCUCUCUCUUGGUCUUGAAAAUAAAAGACGUCGAGCCAGUAAUCUGCUAAGUGUCCAACAAAUGUCACAGCUACGGAAACAGAUCGGAGCCAAUGAUGAUACAGGAAAAACUGCCAAGACGCAACUGUCUGAGUUGUUGAGGCAGAGAAUCCUGCUUGCUAAAGAGGAGAACAAAAUCCAGCAAGAAGAAUCUAGACAGAGUUCCAAGGAGACUACACCACAACAACAAGAGGAGAAACAGAAAUCUCAAUCUGUUGAGGGUAACGACCAAAAUUCAUCACAGGCCGCAGAUUCAAAGCCGUCUGAUAAUCGACAACACCCUGGACAUGGCGCAGAACCAUCUUCUGUUUACUUUAUCGAAAACUCUAUCAAAUACUUCUUUUCUCCAGAAAUGCUCCGAACGGACAAACGUGAUCGAAGUGGAUACGUGUGUGAAAACUGUAAGAAGACUACAGCAGCAGUCAAGGUGUCCACAAUUGAACGAGCACCAGAAACUUUAGCCAUCCAUCUUAAGCGUUUCAGGUUUAACGGCACCUCGUCGAUGAAAGUCAAGGCCAAGGUCGCCUAUCCUGAGGUGUUGGACCUUUCGGAGUACACCACAUCUAUGAAAACACCGACGAGGUACAAAUUGAUUGCUGUCAUCCUACAUCAGGGUAGAUCUGUUUCCUCAGGGCACUACAUUGCGCACUGCCGUCAACCGGAUGGCACGUGGGCCACCUACGAUGAUGAAUAUGUGAACAGGAUUAAACCAGCGGAAGCGUUAAGCGAUCCAAGCGCUUACGUGCUAUUUUAUAGUAGACUAACGCAUAAGAGCGUCAAGAUAGAUAAAGAGGGCGACGCUGACGACGAUGACGACACUAACGACGCUGACGACAAAGACAACAACAGAAAGAGAAAAGUGGAAGCAGAUGUUUCCGACUCGACCGCACUGAGUCAGAAAACUAGAAGAAAGCGUAAUCGUCGCCGUUGA
Brettanomyces nanus is the source of this 2247-nucleotide messenger RNA. RefSeq lists its product as uncharacterized. The record is from RefSeq and is a predicted model, not a curated record. NCBI's taxonomy places the organism in Eukaryota, Fungi, Ascomycota, Pichiomycetes, Pichiales, Pichiaceae. The transcript has a single exon. Gene Ontology annotation, molecular function: cysteine-type deubiquitinase activity. The coding region runs from base 1 to 2247 and encodes 748 amino acids. Gene Ontology annotation, biological process: protein deubiquitination.